AUGGCCCAUGAAGAACCUCCCGUGCAAAAGUAUGCAUCAGAAGAUUUGUAUUCUCAAGCAAACAAAGAUCUACUGAGAUACAAACUCCAGGACGGGCCUCUUGACUCAAGUGGAAAAGCUUUAAGCCUUCAAGCAAUCAAGCCUCCAGGUCUCAAGGAUUUCGCAGUCACCAACUUCAUCAAAGGUGAUGGGAACUGUCAAUUUUAUGCAGUUUCUAUGCUUCUUCAAGGCAACACAGAUCUUCACAUAGAGCUGAGGGCACGUGCUGUGGCACAUAUAGAGAAUAACAAGGAGGAUUUUAUACAUUUUGUUGCUCUUGAUGGAAAUCACAAGUCUUGGGAAGAGUAUUGCACGAACAUGAAAAAAGAUAAAGAGUAUGGUGAUGAAUUGACUCUUCAAGCCUUGGCCAGAGUAUAUCAGCGUAAUUUCCUUGUUCUAAGUGACAGUCUAAACCAUAACUCAGUCUUAGUAGUUCCGGUACAAGGUAGUGAGUCGAAUGAUAUGCCAUACCUUCCCCUAUAUCUUAACCAGCUGCAUUACGAAAUUCUGUUGAAGGAUAAUGGGACUCCAAACUUAGAGGGAAAGAACACGGACUUUUUAACCAACUCUGAAAUUCACAAGUCACCAUCAUCCAUUGAACUUCAAAUUCAAGCCACUGAAACCGGAGGAGCUGGAAUUGCACCCGUCGAAGCUGAUACUCUUUCAGACUCGGAUCGUGUCCCGCUCAUAGAUCACACUCAACCAGAAACGGAACAUCAACGUCCAACAGAUGUGGUACCUUCACCUGUUUACGGAGGUCGUCAUUCAGGGCAAGGAAACCCAAGCCGCAGGAGUUAUAGAUCCCGUCUGAUGAAUCUGCUAUUAAAAUUCUGGAGUAAGAGCAUUCGGUCGAUUUGGAAAAGGAUAAUGUCGAUGUUCAAACGUCAUCGGAAACAUAGUUGA
Messenger RNA from Melampsora larici-populina 98AG31, 942 nucleotides. RefSeq lists its product as uncharacterized. NCBI's taxonomy places the organism in Eukaryota, Fungi, Basidiomycota, Pucciniomycetes, Pucciniales, Melampsoraceae. Bases 1 to 942 code for a protein of 313 amino acids. The record is from RefSeq and is a predicted model, not a curated record. Gene Ontology annotation, molecular function: cysteine-type deubiquitinase activity. The transcript is spliced from 2 exons. Gene Ontology annotation, biological process: protein deubiquitination.